Messenger RNA from Caenorhabditis angaria, 3243 nucleotides. Lineage: Eukaryota; Metazoa; Nematoda; Chromadorea; Rhabditida; Rhabditidae. The record is from the annotation of a GenBank genome assembly.
AUGUCCUUCAAAGCGGUCAUUUUAGUGGGAGGUCCACAAAAAGGUGAGGAAUUAAAACGAGAUACACUCCGCCCACUUUUUUGUAUCUCUUUUCGCCUGUAAAACCGAAAAAGAAAAACUUGAAUCAUUUGACUCUGUCGUGAACAAUGAUACUUGCCGCUGGUGCACUAUUAUCUCUUUAUGCAUUUUUUCUAGUUUUACCUGUACUUAUUAUGGCGUAUGCGGCACAAAAUAAUCCACUUCGACUCUAAAUUUAUUUCCAAUCAAUCAACAUUUUUGAAAUCCAUAAGUAUUGUGAUUAUUCAUUAUUAUCACUCAAUUUUAAUUUAAUUUUUUUCCAAUAAAUAUGUGAGUUUGAUAUUUUUGUGUGUUGAGAAAUUUCAAUCGAUAUAAGUAAUAUUCGAAAGAACUUGAUAAUCCAGUCGAAAGUGAAAGUAUCUUUGGGGAUAUAAGGAAAACAAGAAUUACGAAUUUCUCGCAACGUUCCGCAUCAUUAAUUUUCCCUCUUGUGUGUGAAAAAUUUCACGAAAACCAAAGUUCAGAAAAAAUUCAUUCAAGAUUCAUCAAAUACAAAGAUCGGGCUAUAGUUUUCAUUUUUUCAAACAGUAAACAAAAAGUACAAAAAUGUCUAUCUAGGAUAAAUCAUGUGAAAAUAUUUGUGUUAAAUUUUCAGGUACAAGAUUUCGCCCAUUAUCACUUCAACUGCCUAAACCAUUGUUUCCAAUUGCUGGUGUUCCAUUAAUUGAACAUCAUAUCGAUCAAUUAAGUCAACUUUCCGGACUUUCUGAAAUAUUUCUUCUCGGAUUUUACUCAUCUGAUUUGUUUACCGAUUUUAUCAACAGAUGUCAGCAAACAUAUCGUGUCAGUAUUCGAUAUUUGGAAGAACCAAAUCCACUUGGUAAUUUUAUUUAUUUAUUAGAAAGUUGCAUUAAAAAUGUAUAUUUGAAGGCACUGCUGGUGGAAUAGUUUCUUUCAAAACUACAAUUCUUUCUGGUGAUCCAGAUGCGGUUUUUGUUAUCAAUGCAGAUGUCUGUGGAGAUUUACCAAUUGAAGAUAUGGGACAGGAAAUAAGCAAAUUAUCACAAGCUUCAUGUCUUUUGUUGACAACUGAAGCCACAAGACAACAAUCUGUUAAUUUUGGAUCGGUUAGUGUUUUCAUACGUCGCAUGCCUGGGGUAAUCGACCCGAGGAGGGGUUAUCACUCACCCCAGUUUUUGGAAGGGGAUGUCACUUGAGAAAACAUUUUGAAGAAAUUUUCUAAGCUUUGUACUCUAUCACUUAUUUGGAGUGAUUAAAAUUUCCACGAAUUUUGAUUCAAAAGUCGAUAAUUUCAACAUUUUCAUCCAAAUUUUGAAAAUUUUGGUUUUGAUUUAUUGUCAUAGGGAAUGCAAUUGUGGAAGCAUUGAAAAAAUUGAUAAUAAAUUAUAUCAAAGUUUUGAAACGUAUUUUUUUUGUAUUUGAAAAAUUAGAAUUUUUGAAUCGAAAUUUGACUCAAAAGCGGAGAAGAUGAGAAUAUUUGCCGAAGUGAAGCAAUUUUGAGCUAAAAAUUUAUAAAAAAUUUAGAUUGUCAAGUUUAUUUAGCUGAAAAUGAAAAAGGAAAGGGGGGGGGUUAUCCCUUUUGCCAGAAAUUUUCAAAAACAGGGGUGUGCACUGGUUGAUUUGAAACGAGGGUAUGCGACGUAUGAGUGUUUUUUAUGAAUUAUAUUGAAUUAUUUAAAUACAGCACGUUCAUUUUAUUAAAACUUCCGUUUUUUAGGUAGUUACUGAUUCAAAUGGUAAAGUAAUUCAUUAUGUUGAUCGUCCGACUACAUUCGUUUCAACCAAUAUUUCCUGUGGAGUUUAUUUGAUAAAAUCUCAAGUUCUCCAGGUAAAUAAUUGAAUUUAUUUCGAAAACAUAGAAUUAAUUAUAUAGAAACUUGAUCUUCCACUGAAUGGCGAUGGAAUUUGGCUUGAAACUGAUAUCUUACCAGAACUUGCUGCUUCUGGUAAUUUAUACGCUUUGCACACUACAAGAUGGUGGAGUCAAACUAAAACAGCAGCGUAAGAUUUUUUUUCAAUGGUCAUAAAUUUCAUUCUGGUUUUUACUAUUUUCAGCGCUGUUCUUUACGCUAAUCGACAUUACUUGAGAUUGUACAAAAAAAGAUAUGCGGCAAGAUUAUGUAAAAAUGGAGCACAAAUAAUUGGUGAUGUUUUUAUUGAUCCAAGUGCAAAAGUAGAUCCAACUGCCAAAAUUGGGCCAAAUGUUAGUAUUGGACCAAAUGCGAUCAUCGGAAAGGGUGUGAGAAUAAAGGUUCGUAUUCAUACAAUUUGGAGUAUUAUGUUCAAUUAAAAAAUUCUUCAAUUAGGAUAAUUUUAGGAAUCAAUUAUUCUUGCCGAAGCAAAUAUCGAAGAAAAUGCAUGUGUUCUUCAAUGUGUUAUUGGCUGGAGAUCUGUUGUUGGACCAUGGGCUAGAAUUGAAGGAAUACCUCAUGAGCCAAAUCCGAAUGUUCCAUUUGCAAAGGUAUGUUUUUUAUUUUAUUUUGAAAAUAUUAUAGAAGAAUUGUAAAAAUAAAUUAACGAUGAAUUGGUAUUUUUAGUUUUUCGGAGAAACAAAUUUACUGAAAGUAAUUGUUUUGAAAUUAUGUAUAAAGUGAACUACAGUAAUCCAGAAUUCAUUCCGAAUUUGUUUCCGAAGUUGGGAUUUCUUAAAGUUAUCCAAUUAUUUUGUCGUUCAAAUUUAAAAAAUUAUAAUAAAACAUGGCUUUUUAAAAUUUAAAUUCUGUAAAAUAUUGUAAUUUUUAUUAGUAAAUGAUUGCUCUGAAAGUUGAAAUUUUGCAACGUCAUAACUUUGUUUUUGAAAUAAGAGCUUCACAAUUUAUGAGGAGAUAAUUGUAAUCAGCAGAACGAAAUCCACCGGAAAAAGUUCAUUAAUCAAAAAAAAAAACAAAGUGAGGUUACCUUAUUAAAAAUAUUUUUGACCUACGUCUAAAAGUUUCAAAAAAAUAGGGGAUUAUUCGGGACAUCGUUACUAUAAUUCCAAGUUUUUCUGAAAAUGUUUAGAUUGACACAAUGUUUCACAAUCAUAAAAAAUGAAAAUUUUAGAUGGAAAACAAGCCAUUGUUCCUUGCCGAUGGUCGACUUACACCAUCUCUCACAAUUUUAGGAUCAGAUGUUUCUGUUGCCGCUGAAACUAUCAUUUUGAAUUGUGUCGUUUUACCAUACAAAGAGUUGACAUGUAGUUAUAAAAAUCAAAUUAUUCUCUAA